AGUGCGCCCCCCUCUUUGCCCUCUGGCCUCCACUGCGCACCACCGUGCAGCCCGCUAUUUCCUUCUGAGGAGGUGCAACGGUUUUAUGACGUUUUUAUGAGCCGAGAGAGAGAGAGAGAGGAAGGAGUGGGAGAGCGAGAUAAUAUGUGAAUGGGGGAUUGUGUCUCAAAUGUGGCAUUAAAAAACGCCAUGUAUAUGGUGUGUCUGAGAGCAAGGGGUCGUACUUGUGCCAAAAAUACUGAGGCCAAAGGUCAAGUCUGCCAGCCAGAGGUUCGGAAAAAUCGACAAAUUGUGUUAAGGUAACGAUAAAUCCGGUCAAAUAGGAGUGACAAUCCUCUUGGAGUCAGGUAGUAGGUCAGGUGUCGAUCACUGCUGUCAACAGAAGGGAUGAUCGAGUGGUGGAAAUUAGCCCUUGGUAACGUGGCAAGUGGAAUUUCUCAAAAAAGCAAAAACGGGAAACUUUCUUUUUUCUCGAGAAGUAAACUGAUUCAAUGCGGCAAAGGUCUCUUUAGAGGAACAUGGAAUUUUUCAGCAGAACUAGUUUUUUCUCUGUGUAGAAAUCUCCGAAUUUAUCGUGUGAUCGGUACGAAGCUCGUAAAGCCAUCACAAUAAAUCAUCAGGUAACUGAAAAUCAAAAUGCGCACCUUCACUGCCACAGAUGCGGACGUGAAAAAAAAAUCUACAAAAAAUUUUGUAACAGGUGAAAGGCGAGAAAAAUUAAGCACGGAUGGCAGGUUACGUACUGCAAUGAGGAUCACUGAUAACCACCGUAAUGCUUUUUGGCCCUGGGAGAAGACGCGCAUGCUCUCCGGGGCAGCACUGGUCACGUGACCUGUAGGCGCAUGCGCCAUUGAUCGGCGCGGUGAAAACUUUGACGGGGGCUCUGGUAAAUUCACCGGAGGAGCUAUUUUAUUUUCUGUUUUUGGGGCUGGAACGGGGAGCUUUCUUCCGGAAAAUGAGGUGAGAUGGAAUUAAUUGGACGAGUGCUGAGGUAAUUAGGGAGGCGCUGUAUUUUUUAAGCUGGAACAGGGGAGGGGUUGAUUCUCAUUGAGAACAUAAAAUAUUUUGAGAAAGUUUAUGAUUUUUUUUUACGAAUUUGAGGCCAACGGAAAUACUGAUUUUUUCUUUUGAAAGGAUUUUUAUUAUGUGAGAAAUUGGGUCUUUUGGGAAAUUGAUUUAUUUUCAUUUGAUUCUAGGAUUCGUUAAUUACGUAGAAUUGUUUGUGGAACUUAGAUUGUAUAUUGAUUGAUUAAUGGGUUAGGUCGAUUUGUUUCCGGUUGAGAAUAUUGCAGAAUGGAAACUGGAGAAUAGCUCUGUUUUGGUGAUUGGACAGGAAGAAAAUGAGAAGGUGGAGGAUUCAGGAUUUUGGUAAUGAAUAAAAAUUUAUGAUUAUAAUUUUUUGUUAAUUUUUGCUAACACUGGAGGAGGCGAAUGCUCAGGACUUCAGUUUUGGCGAUAUAGGAGGGACUUUUAUGGAAGAGAAAAUGAUUUUGAGAAGCAAAGCAAUUAAUCAUUUUUUAUUCUAGAUAAUUUUCAUCACAAGAAAAUCUUUGUUUGGUGAAUUAAAAAUUCAUUCGGGAAAAUCCAGGAAUUCUGAAAUAAAGCAAAAAUGCAAUGAUUAUUAGCGACGCAUGAGGCAUAGAUCUAUGACAUAGAUUAUGAAUAUUUGACGAGACCACAGUAUGUCCCACCCACAUCACGGAAACUACACUUAUGUCCGACAAACCAGGCAUGGCCACUUGUUUGAUCGUUAAUGCUACUACUGAAGGCAGUAACUGUACGUCCCAAUGUAAUCACCUCCAGUAUUGAAUAUGCACCGGUCACAUCAAUAUCAAGUUCAUAUCCCUGGUGCUAGGUAAAGGAUCUAGGAAAAGGACAGGAAACGCAGUUGGUAAGUUUGAAAUGUAAACUCCAAUACUAAUGAUCUCGGGUGGGAAUACAAUAUGGACCGUGACGUAUCAAUAUGCAGAAUGCGAACAAUUAUCACAAAUUUGACAUCCCGAGUCCUCGAAUCAGUCAAUACAUGCGGUCAUGAAUAUACCAAAGAGGAUACGACAGAUUUAGCGAAUUUGAUCCAGAGUUUGAGACAGUUGAGUCGUAUCAUUGAGACCCGAAUGAGAACAUCACCCCGAGAGGAACGUGAGCGAGCAACUAAUUUGGCAGCUGCCCUCGUGAAUGAGAGGAAAGCUCUCCAGGAAGCUGAGGUUUUGAGAGGAACUCUAGAAGACACGCGGCGAGAACACCGAACCUCGGUAGACCGAGUUAAGGAAGAAAUUAACAGAGAGAGGGAGUUGUUAGAGAGAAUUGAGUUGCAGCAGAAAGUGAAAAUGACAAAGAGAAGAGAAGCAUUGGAGGUACAGAUGAGGGCGAUAAUGGAUGAGACACUAAUUGAGAAGCAACAGAUAGCGGCUGAGAUUGAAUUCAGAGAGAUUGAAUACCGUAGAACUUGUGCAGAAAAUUUGAAACGGGAGAAGGAUGUCUACGUUACGAGAAAAGAAGCGGAGCGAUGUUACCUCAGUAUAUUAUCUAAAUACGACAGCGAAGUAGGUGGAUUGCAUCGAACAAUGGAGUCUCUGAUAACGGAAUCGGAUUUGUUGGCAAAUAAACUGAAGAAUCUCCAGGAAACCCUCAGAAUUCAAGAGAUAGAGUACGUAGAAAUGAAGAAUGAACGAGAGACAACAUUGCGCAAAGCUUUCAUGGAGAGUCUCAACGGUUUUAUGAGACAACGUGCGGCAAAGCGGAUUCAGAGGACGUGGAGAGCUUAUUGGGAGCGUCAGCAAUUGCGAAAGAAGAAAAAAUCGAAAAAGAAGAAGCAAUAGAUUGUCAUAAAUUUUGUCAACAAUUUUUAAUAUUGCUCAGAAACACAACCAGUCUAGUCGAGAUAUAAAAACAGAAAAAGCUCUUCACCAAAUCUAAAUUGUUUUCUUUUAAUAAGUAAUAUAUUCCAAAAUACAAUCGUAAAGAUAAGUAUUUUAAUUGCACAAUUCAACAAACACAUGUCAAUUUAACAGUAACAUCUAUAUACACAAAUUUUCAUUGGCAAG
Molecule: messenger RNA, 3044 nt
Organism: Diachasmimorpha longicaudata
Lineage: Eukaryota; Metazoa; Arthropoda; Insecta; Hymenoptera; Braconidae
Exons: 10
Coding region: 1944-2819 (291 amino acids)
Molecular function (GO): protein binding
Source: RefSeq, a predicted model, not a curated record